Messenger RNA from Gadus chalcogrammus (walleye pollock), 882 nucleotides. It is a transcript of the gene gmnc, whose product is annotated as geminin coiled-coil domain containing. The transcript has 5 exons. NCBI's taxonomy places the organism in Eukaryota, Metazoa, Chordata, Actinopteri, Gadiformes, Gadidae. Bases 1 to 882 code for a protein of 293 amino acids. Gene Ontology annotation, biological process: negative regulation of DNA replication; negative regulation of cell cycle. Gene Ontology annotation, cellular component: nucleus. The record is from RefSeq and is a predicted model, not a curated record.
AUGGAAACGGUGGCCUCCGCAUGGGUGCAUGACGCUGGCUCGUCCUACCAGGGUCAGGAGAACCAGCAUCUUUCAUCCUAUGGGGGUCUGUGUCCUCAACCAGAAGCAACCAUUAAGCUCUCGCCUCACCUGCACAGGAACAAACAGCUGCAGGACACCCUUCAACAGAGAGAGGAGGAGUUGGCCCGGCUGCAGCAGGAGAACGACAAACUGAGACACUUCCUCAGCUCCUCAUUUGUGAAGAACCUGGAGGAGAAGGUCAAGGGCCUCAGUUCAGACCAUAGGGGUAACCUUAAAAGAUGUCUCCAGCAGGACCACAGAACCGACCAGAACCUCAGUUCCUGUCGGUCACACCCAGCUGCCCAGCGCAUCAGCACUCGCGUUUGUCGCAAUCUCUUCCCUGAGUUCUGCUCUGACCCAGGUCCCCCCAGGGAACCAAACCUAGACCUCUGGGUUCUCCAGACACUGGGCCUCAAAGACCGGGACACCAUCGACCCUUCUGCCUCCCCCAACUCCUUCCGACUCAACCCGUCCUCUUCCUCCAUCCGACGGCUUACUCCUCCUCAUCAGCCCUCUUCCCACUUCAGUGCUCCUUCUUCCUAUGAGCCUUCGGCCAUCCUGCCGGACCUUCCUCAGUCCCUCUCGUCCUCAUCCUCUCUGACGAGCCAGACCCACACCGCCCCGAUCCCACAGCCAGGGGCCGUCCCUUCCUUUCAGAUGCUCACACCCCCUCCCACGCCUCGCAAAGACGUGGUGUUCAGAGGGUCUCUCAGUCCCUCCAGCAGCUUCAAGACCCAUAGCUUCCCCCAGGGACAGGCCUUCAUCAGGAAGGACACACAGGGCUGCUGGAGCUUCACCUGGAUCCCGAAACAGAAUCCCUAG